Molecule: messenger RNA, 4047 nt
Organism: Xiphophorus couchianus (Monterrey platyfish)
Lineage: Eukaryota; Metazoa; Chordata; Actinopteri; Cyprinodontiformes; Poeciliidae
Gene: kcnk4a
Product: potassium channel, subfamily K, member 4a
Exons: 6
Coding region: 1358-3247 (629 amino acids)
Biological process (GO): stabilization of membrane potential; potassium ion transmembrane transport
Cellular component (GO): plasma membrane
Molecular function (GO): outward rectifier potassium channel activity; potassium ion leak channel activity
Source: RefSeq, a predicted model, not a curated record
UACAUUGUACAUAUAUACAUAUAUGCAUAUAUAUAUAUAUAUAUAAAACAGAAAAUCACCAACUGUCAAAAGCAACGUAACAGAACGUAAAUCAUCAAUAAAUGUUGUAUAACUGUGGCUACAUUUAAUGUCCUUUAGAUAACAUAAUGACCACCUCAUCACAUGUCUGCGCACACAUGUUAUGAAUCAUUCUCACAUGUUUUUCUCUUUGAAUCUUAUCUAAAUUAAAGCAGACGGUGUUUGCCUGCAGCCUAAAAGUUUUUCAUCACAUUCUUUCAAAACAGUACAGCAUAACUUUCACCAAAUAAAUCUCACUUAUGUAGUAUGUCUGUACUAUGUAAAGGUCACUGUUGUCCUUUACUCAUUUUAUUGACAUAUUUCAAUAAAUAUUUAGAUCUACACAGGAGCUCUUGGUUGUUCUGCAAAACAAGCCCUACUGAUUACUGCAAUAAUUAGGAUCUUCAAGGUUUUAGUUUUUAUGGACAUUAGAUAUUUAAUCCUUAGAAGAUUGGAAAGUGUCUUGCAUUGUUUUCGUCAAAGAAUAAGAGACUUUACAAUAUUUGGAAACACUCUUGAAAACCAUUCUCUGGCAUUUUCAGCUGUCCGCUGCCGCUCUAUGUUAAUUACAUGGCAUCUCAUCAGAACUGAACAAAAAGAUUUGAAUGAAGAAUGAUGGAAAUUCAAGCUUCACAGAGAAGGAAGGCAACGGUGAUAUGAGCAUUCAUCGUGCAGAAACUAUUUGGGCUCGCUUGCACGGGGAAAAACACCGUUGCUUUAUGAUGCCUGUCAAAAAAUACGACUCUAUUAAUUUGAGUUACAACAACCACCUGCAAUCUUUUCUCUGAGCGGCGCCCUGUGAUCUACUCUGGCAUUUUUCUAAAAAAACGGGAAGAGAGACGAGGACACUGCAAACAGAAAAGCAGACAGGAACAGUUUACAGCGACAAAAAUAAAAACGCACCUGCUAAAAAUCCCAGAAUUUUGUGAUGUCAAGAAAUCUUCAAGAAGACAUCAUCGAAAAUAUUUUCCUACCUUUUGUUAUGUGACACGAAUCCUGUUCAGUAGAGCUGAAAUAUUUUAUUUUGUGCACCUUUACACUGAGUUUCAAUUUCUAUCUAAUAUCUAAUACAUUACAUUGAACAUAAUUAACCUUAAAUACAGUUCAACUCUUCGUGUAAGAUUGUCUUCACCUCUGCCUCUUUUAGUUAAAGCCAUGGUUUUUAGAGGAGUUAAAAGGCUCAAACUGUAUAAAUAUAUAUUAUAAAAUCUGGUCAUUCUGGCUAUAAUCACAAAACCUUCUGGUAGAAAACAUCAGAGUUUGAUUAAUUUAAACUAAAGUUUUUGUUUCGAAUGCCAACAUGCAAUUUUGGCACACUCUGGGCUUACUUUUCUUUAAAUGGAACAAAGGUCUUUGUCAAAAUAAACGAAACUAUGAACACUUCCUAAUACCAGUGAAUUUUGUACAAGAACCUAUGUUUUCUUUUUUUAAUUUCACUUUCAGUCAAAGAGAAAAUGAUGUUAUCAAAGGGCCUGAACAGAUGCCAAAUCUAAAUCUGAGAGAAACUUUGUGGGAUCGACUACAAGAGAUGUCCUCACAAUCUGAACUGGUAUCUGCUGUCGAGGCAGGCCUGGACAUAAGGAACCUACCUGCCAACCUGACCAGCCGCUGGGACAUGGGCUCCGCUUUCUUCUUCUGUGGUACCAUCAUCACCACCAUAGGCUUUGGGAAUCUGUCCCCUCGGACGUGGCUUGGACAGCUGUUCUGUGUGUGUUACGCCCUGGUCGGUAUCCCCAUGUUUGGCAUCCUGCUUGCUGGAGUGGGUGAUCACAUGGGCACGGUGCUGCGGAGAGCUGUGGCCAAGAUUGAGAACCUGUUUUUGAAACGUAAAAUCAGGUCCACAACUGUGCGUGUGAUGUCAGCAGUUCUCUCCAUCCUUAUUGGCUGCUUGAUUUUCCUCGCUGUCCCGACGGUCGUGUUUCAGAAAGUGGAGAGGUGGUCGUUUCUGGAGUCGCUGUAUUUCGUGGUCAUCACCCUUACCACUGUUGGAUUUGGAGACUUCGUACCAGGUGGAGGUUAUGAAGGUGGGACGAUCUUCAAGCCUCUUGUGUUGUUGUGGAUAGUGUUUGGCCUGGCCUACUUUGCCUCCAUCCUCACCAUGAUAGGCAACUGGCUGAGGGUUCUGUCCAAGAAGACGCGCGCUGAGGUGAGAGCUAUUAAGAUGGAGGAGUUAAGGGCCCACGCCACGGACUGGACCCAGAACAUGGACUUCCGUAUCCCAAACCCUCUGGAAUUCAACGACCCUUUCCUUCUUCAACGCCGGCGUUGGAAACGCAGUGAGCGACGCCGCAUCCGCCGGGGAGCCCACGGCACCCUGGGACACUGGGUUCGAGGCACCUCUGAGAACGGACACUUGCCGAACCGCUGGGCCGGCCUCUCCAGCUCCAUGUGCCAGCUGGAAGGUCAGUCCUCUCUAGAGAGGGCUCCGGUGGCCAAGCCUCGGCCACGGGGCAGCGCAGCUGGAGACCCAGCAGUCCCAAAAGCAGCUCUGGGGAGCAGACCAGAUGCUGCUGUUGGUGUUCAGGGACAAGGAAGGCCCUUUCACCAGGUUCUGACCCGCUCGUUCUCCCUCCCUGUGGCCCGAUCCACCUCAGAGCUGGACUCCACAGGUACAGCCAUGCAGGAGGGCUCCCUCUAUGAGUCUGUGUAUGACUCCCAGUCAGAUGGCUCAUCGGUGUCUUUGACAUUCUCAGUACUCCACAGUUUCCUAGGCUCUCAUCCCUUCAGCGGCGUGGAGGAAGGGGACUUGAGGGGCUUACAAAUAGCCACAGAACAUGAAAAAGACCAAAGCAUUUCACAAAAAUCUGAAUCUGAACUUAACAGUGCCUGCGGUCAAACCCCACCUCAAAGUUUUCCCUCUUGCUCCCCUCCUCCCACGCCUGAACUGCCCCCUCCAUCCCCUCAAGGCACUGCUGCCUCCUCAUUAGACUGUCAGCUGCUGAAUUUCUUCGGAGAGAACUUGGCCUACAUUGACGAGUCUUCAGACACGCUCAGUGACCUCACUGAGCCCACAGUAAGCAAAGAGAAAAGGAGACAUCUCCGCAAGCCCAGGCGGAAGAGCAUAAAGAAACGACCGACACACAGGUGGAGCCCCCUGCAGGUGAGAAGGCUCAGCAUGCAGCCACCAUCUAAUCCCCCAACACCUCCUCCAGAAUGCUCUCCUUCAGACAUUUCUCUAGCAGAGACCUAGACAGAUUCAGCUCCUGGCCUUUGAUGGCCCCCUAUAAAUAUAGCAUUGAGGCAAAGUUUGUGUGACAAACCUUGACGCCUUGCCAUGCUGCAUCUUGAAUCAUGAAUUUAUUGAAGGUCAUCAAUGAAGUCAACUCCCAAACUUCAACUUCUUUAUAUUUUUGCUAAACAGCAUCUGGACUGACUCUUCUGUUCCCUACUGGCGCUGAUAGUUUAAGGGUUGAUUCAUGUUUACAUCUUAUGCCGACUGUCAUAUUUAUGUUAAAAAAAAGACUCCAUGUAAACCAAGGUUCAUAUUUCAUUAGUUGCAUUUUUCCUUUUAACAUCACACAUUAUCUGAUACAGUCAUUCUGAAGUUUCAGCUCUGUAAACACUAAGAUUUCCAAGAACCGGCUUACUAAAAAGAAUUGUUUCUAAAAACAUACUGAAACAGUGAUACAGUACUACUUGUACUUUUCCAGUUUGUUAAGUUUUUCAUUCAGACAAACAUAUUCUUAUCCAUUGCCACUGCCUGUUUGGAUGAAAGCUAAGACUUAAUUUUGUAUUCACUCUGAUGUUGGACUUUCCGAGAUGGUUGGAAAAUACGCAAGGAGAUUCCCUGAAGUCUAAAUCCAACACAAAAGUGAAAAUCCAAUAUGGCUGCCUCCUGUUUAAAUAAUACAUACAUAAAUAAAUGGUUUAUUUGCACCUUUUUGGACAGUUUAUUUCUCAUACAAUCUUUAACACACACCUAUAAAUAUUCGUAUAACCUGUGGUUAGUGAACAUGUUUCUUUGGUGCUUGAAUGAACAGAAGAAUCUCA